AUGCGUCCCUCAAGCGGCCUUAUUCUGGGCCUUCUCGCCGUCAAGGGCCUAGCCCAAACGGCUGCCGACACUGGAGCCCCAGCUCCGGAUAUUGUCACACGCGAUGACACCGGAAGCGGAGAGACUGGCGGCGAUGCUGGCGGCGACGUCCCCGCCAAUACGGAACCUGAACCCGAGCCUGAACAGCCAACACAAAGUGAGCCAUUACCUGAUGAUACAACGCCUGAAGUGUCGCCAACGGCUGCCGAGGAAGAUCCGGAAGUGCCUUCUGGGGAACCAGAACCAGAAGCGCCCGGCGGGGCUCGUGAAGGACCCUCUGAGUCUGCUCCCGAAGUUCCUUCUGAAACUCCCUCGGGAGCUGCUCCGGAGGGGCCCGCGGAAACCCCGUCAGAAACUCCAGGUGAGCCCUCGGAGGCUCCAGCGGACCUGACGACGAUAGCCGCGGAGCCUGAGACACAGGCACCUACUACCCAGGCGCCUGGUACACAGACACCUGAGGCUCGGCCGCCUGCCGAUUAUGAUGGAACAGUUACGCUAACCACGGCCGUUACAACACCAACAGACGAUGAAGAGCCCGCCCCUACAGGAUCCUCCGGUGGCGAAGACACUGAGCCCACCGGUGAUGCUGAGCCUACCGGCGAUGCUAAGCCCGAGCCGACAGUCGAGACGGGGGAUGGCGGCGACGACGACACCCCUGAAGAAACUGGAGGAUCGGGAGAGACCGAGACACCUGAAGAGACACCUGAAGAGACCCCUCAAGAGACCCCUCAAGAGACUGGAGGUUCCGAUACCGAGACGCCCGAGCCUACGAAUACCGAAGAUGUCGAAAACAAUACGGUCGGGACCACAGAAGAGCCUACUGGUGCUGCCACCAACCCCUCGUACCAGAGCCCGGACGCCACGACAGGCAACGAUGAUGAUGGUGAAGCUACUGCGACGGACGAUGACAAGCCUGAGGAGACUGAUGGCAGCGAGACGACGGGGACGGACGACGAUGAUACCCCGGCCACCACGGGUAGCAGUGAUGAUGAUGAUGACGCCGAGGAGACCGCCGUAGCGUCGAAGACUGCUGGCGGUUCUGGAGACAAGACUUCGUUCACGACUGUUGCUACUGCUGCUGCGACAAACAAGUCCAUCGACCUUCCUCUUGACAAUGCCAAGCCUGGUACGAACGCCAGGUUCAGCACGGUCGAUGGCAAGAAGGCUAUUAUCCUCUCUCCCAAGGCAAACUCCAAGGCCGACUGCACCAUCAACGUCGAGUCACCCCUCGAGAUCCCCAAGGAUGACUACGUCCGCGUCGUCGCCUCGGUCAAGGUGCAGAAGCCCGCGGGCUCCAGCUCCGACAAGACCGAGGUCAACCAGGUGGUCAAGGGGUGCAUUUUCAAGAUGAUAGUGGACGGCUCGGACGUGUACAACUCGGAGCUGCAGGAGACGGACGGCAAGUUCCAGGAUUUGACCAGCAACAGCUUCCAGGCGACCAACAACAAGCCCAAGAUUGACAUGGUGCAGGAGUGUGGGGAGCAGCCUGUUGAGUUGACUGUUGCCCAGGCUAGAAUUUCGGAUAUUGGGUCUGGAUCUUCGGGAAGCCGGGGUGGUUCUGGUGGUAGUGGUGGCAGCGGUGGAAGCUCUGGUGAUGAUGAGGAUGGCGAUGACAAGGAAGGGGGCUCUGGCGGUUCUGGCGGUUCUGGCGGUUCUGGAUCUGGGUCUGGUGGCUCUGACUCCGACUCCGAUUCAGGUUCCGGUGGCUCUGGCUCUGGUUCAGGCUCCGGCUCUGGCUCCGGCAGCGACUCGGGUUCCGGUUCCGAUUCUGGUUCCGGCUCCGGAGACUCUGGCUCAGGCUCUGGCGAUGGCGGCAGCAGCACCACUCCUGCCAACACGGCCGGCCGCGGUUCCAUCAUCAACAUGGCCCUGGUCUACGCUCUGCCCCUCGUCUUGGCUGCUCUGUUUUAA
Messenger RNA from Fusarium falciforme, 1950 nucleotides. RefSeq lists its product as hypothetical. The transcript is spliced from 2 exons. Lineage: Eukaryota; Fungi; Ascomycota; Sordariomycetes; Hypocreales; Nectriaceae. Bases 1 to 1950 code for a protein of 649 amino acids. The record is from RefSeq and is a predicted model, not a curated record.